Messenger RNA from Menidia menidia (Atlantic silverside), 1254 nucleotides. The record is from the annotation of a GenBank genome assembly. Lineage: Eukaryota; Metazoa; Chordata; Actinopteri; Atheriniformes; Atherinopsidae.
AUGUCCUCCGCGGCGGUCGCCGCCUCCCGAAGGCAGUCCUGCUAUUUGUGCGAUUUGCCCCGCAUGCCGUGGGCGAUGAUUUGGGAUUUUAUCGAGCCCGUUUGUCGCGGAUGUGUCAACUACGAGGGCGCCGACCGGAUUGAGUUUGUCAUCGAGACGGCGCGGCAGCUGAAGAGAGCGCACGGCUUCCAGGAGGGCCGCUCUCCGGGCCCGGGGAAACCCCAACAACACGUCGGGAAGGAGAUGAACCACUCGGCCGGGGACCCGGGCUCCCGUCCGCCGCAGCCCCUGGACCGCUACCCGCUCUCCGACAGGCCGCCCCGCCUGGGGCCGGAGUACCAAACGGGCAGGCAAGCCAACGGGCUCCCGUUGCCCAACGGAUAUCCCAAACCCGACGAGCCGCCGGAGCUGAACCGCCAGAGCCCCAACCCCCGGAGGAGUAGCGCGGUCCCCCCGAGCCUGGUGCCUUUGGUGAACGGCGGCAUUUCCGGCGUGCACCCGCUCAACGGUCGCCCGGGUCCGAUGGGUCUGCCGGGGGCUCUGGCUCUGGCCGGCCCCGCCGACCACGGCAAGCGGUCGGAGGAGCUGAAGGACAAGCACAGGCCGGACAGCCUGUCGGACGUGCCGGACGGCCACAAGGACUGGAUGGGCAAAGGCAAAAUGAUGGCGCUGCACGCGUUCGACGGCAGGUUCAAGAAGGAGCACGCCGCCAUGCAGCGGGUGCUGGCGUACGAGGCCGGUCCCACUUCCUCAAAAACGGACAGGGGGAAGCACACCCGCCCCGUGAAGAGGAAGGCCUCCCCGGAGCCCGAUGGAGAGGGCAGCGCCCCCAAGAUGAACGGCAGUAGUGAGGGCCAGCCGUGGCUCCCCUCCCCGUCCGAGGUCCUGAAGAUGCCCCCGUCAUCUCUGUCCGGCUUCUCCUCGGCGCCGCCCUCCACCAUGUCCCCCCACUCCCGCACCACCCCCCCGGAAGCGUCCGCCGCCUCCGCCGCCGCGGCGCAGAACGGCCAGUCCCCCAUGGCGGCGCUCAUCCACGCCACCGACAACAUCGGCAGCACGGGCUCCCCCAAGGAGGGCGGCCAGGUCCACUCCACCACGUCCGGCGCCCGGCGGAACAGCGGCAGCCCCCUGUCCCCCUCCCCGGCGUCCCAGAGGAGACUGGCCCAGAGGGAGGGGCCGGCGGGCUCCAACGAACACGCAUUUGUCCUGAUCCGAGGACUCUCUGGGCUCCAGAUUGGGGGCCCAGAAAUGUGA